This is a messenger RNA of Pseudovirgaria hyperparasitica, 1210 nucleotides long. Its product is annotated as ARPC4-domain-containing protein. Lineage: Eukaryota; Fungi; Ascomycota; Dothideomycetes; Acrospermales; Acrospermaceae. The record is from RefSeq and is a predicted model, not a curated record. Gene Ontology annotation, molecular function: actin filament binding. Gene Ontology annotation, cellular component: Arp2/3 protein complex; actin cytoskeleton. The coding region runs from base 279 to 938 and encodes 219 amino acids. The transcript has 4 exons. Gene Ontology annotation, biological process: actin filament polymerization; Arp2/3 complex-mediated actin nucleation.
CUGGUACGGGAUCCAUAAUGCUUGAAGAGAAGCGAGACGUCGAAAAUGCUUGUCAGAGUGAGUCUGCGAAGUGAUUGAUGCCAGAGUCCGCCGACAGUAGUGUAUCUAUAAUCCUUGGUGGCGGGUCUCUGCCAAGGCUCAGUCGACGGAUUUAGCUUGCCCCGCCAAACAACGACGAAGCUCGUUGCGUGCGCAUACCUACCUGGACCGUAUUGACCGCAUAACCGUAGGUUUGACAUGAUUCUCAGGGCGCUAUAUUGAUCAAUCACAUCCACGAUAUGUCUCAAAGCCUCCGCCCGUACCUGCAGUGCGUCCGAUCAUCAUUGACGGCCGCCUUGUCACUCUCCAACUUCGCAUCGCAAACCUCUGAACGGCAUAAUGUCCCUGAAAUUGAAGCUGCUAGCUCUCCGGAACUCCUCCUGAAUCCAUUGACAGUAUCACGAAAUGAAAAUGAGAAGGUCUUCAUCGAACCUAGCGUGAACAGUGUCCGCAUCAGCAUCAAGAUAAAACAGGCCGAUGAAAUCGAACAUAUUCUCGUACACAAAUUUACGCGGUUCUUGACUCAGAGAGCUGAACAUUUCUUUAUAUUACGGAGGAAGCCGGUCAAAGGGUAUGAUAUUUCCUUCUUGGUCACGAAUUUCCAUACGGAAGACAUGUUGAAGCACAAGCUUGUCGACUUCAUAAUUCAGUUCAUGGAAGAGGUAGACAAAGAGAUAUCGGAGAUGAAACUUUUCUUGAACGCCCGAGCAAGAUUUGUUGCAGAGUCUUUCCUUACACCAGUAAGUUUCGAAAGUACACUGUUUGCCGAUGGCUCACACGAAAUAGUUCGACUGAUCGGGCAAUCCCUUGAAUGGCUUCGGAAAUCUUGGCAUUACGAUAUAGCCACAUCACUACAUGCAAUGCCAUGUCAUUUCAUGACCAUGGCAAUUUAUUGCUAGGUCUCAAGUAAGCUUGGACGAUUCAAGGCAAGCGUGGUUGCGAGAAGCAGAACUAAACAAGGCGAUAUAGCGAACAAUUAAAUGACAGGUUGCUACCGUUGUGCUUUAUACGGGACUGUAAGUAGAGUCUCCGAUUUUGUGAUAUGCUCUACUGCCCCUGCGCAAAUAAAUUUUGAACUUCCAUUUUAUGUUGUUUGACUAAGAGCCAAUUGCCUGUAUCAUAAGGCCGUCACAGACUGCUACUCUGUCAAAAACAUUAUCGUAGCUUUCAC